AUUAAUCAAGUCAACCCCUAUACCAAUAUUCAAAAGGUUGAUUUCAUUUUUGAAUGGCAACCUUGUCUAGUUUUGUUCCUAAUAUAGUCUUUGUUCUUGUUUUAAUUUUAGUACUAGGCAUUAUUGUCCCUAGAGUUGAAGCUAGGCCAAGAGCAUUCUUUGUAUUUGGAGAUUCUCUUGUUGACAAUGGAAAUAACAACUAUUUGCAUACAAAUGCACGUGCUGAUUCCCCUCCUUAUGGAAUUGAUUAUCCAACUCAUAGACCAACUGGUCGUUUCUCUAAUGGUUUCAACAUUGCUGAUCUUAUCAGUCAGAGAAUUGGUGCUAAGUCUACAUUACCAUAUUUGAGUCCACAAUUAAAAGGAUACAAUCUUCUAAUUGGUGCCAAUUUUGCUUCAGCUGGAAUUGGAAUUCUUAAUGAUACUGGAGCUCAGUUUAUGAAUGUGACAAGAAUGCAUACACAACUAGAUUACUUCAAAGCGUAUCAACGGCGAAUGACGGCUCUAAUCGGCGCGACGCGGACUAAAAGACUUGUAAAUCAAGCAUUGUUUCUGAUGACAGUUGGAGGCAAUGAUUUUGUAAACAAUUAUUACCUUGUUCCUUCAUCUGCAAGGUCUCGCCAAUAUUCAUUACCACAGUAUGUCAAGUUGCUUAUCUGUGAGUAUAGAAAGCACUUGCAGAGGCUAUAUAAUCUCGGUGCUCGGCGAGUUCUUGUGACAGGGUCAGGACCAUUGGGUUGCGCCCCUGCAGAACUCGCUGGACAUGGUAGAAAUGGACAUUGUUCUCCUAAACUACAACUUGGUGCAGCAUUGUACAAUCCUCAACUAGUAAAAAUGUUGCAAGGACUCAAUAGGAAACUUGGCAGGGACAUUUUCAUUGCUGCAAAUACAGCACAAAUGCACAAAGACUUUGUUACUCAUCCAAGAGCUUAUGGAUUUGUUACAUCAAAAGUAGCUUGUUGUGGGCAAGGACCCUACAAUGGUGUUGGAGUGUGCAGAACAUUCUCCAACUUAUGCCCAAAUAGAAACUUGUAUGCAUUUUGGGAUCAAUUUCAUCCAUCUGAAAAGGCAAAUAGAAUAAUUGUGCAUCGAAUUAUGUCAGGUUCAACAAGAUACAUGAAGCCAAUGAACCUAAGCACCAUUCUUGCCUUGGAUGCUACCACAUGAAUUAAAAGUGGGGCGACCACAAUUUCAUUAAUAGACAAAUGUUAAUGAUUAAUUGUUAAAGAAGAAAAAUUUGUUAAUAAUAGAGAUGAAAUUUUGCACUAUAUUUUCGGUGUCUCAACUAAUACCGGUCAAUGGUCUAUUAAUUGUAAUUGAAUUUGUUAGUAAUUUUGUGCGGGAUAAAAAUGUUUUUAUAUACUUUUCAAA
This is a messenger RNA of Cicer arietinum (chickpea), 1370 nucleotides long. RefSeq names its product GDSL esterase/lipase LTL1-like. The record is from RefSeq and is a predicted model, not a curated record. Gene Ontology annotation, molecular function: hydrolase activity, acting on ester bonds. Lineage: Eukaryota; Viridiplantae; Streptophyta; Magnoliopsida; Fabales; Fabaceae.